Lasiosphaeria miniovina is the source of this 1497-nucleotide messenger RNA. RefSeq names its product kinase domain-containing protein. The transcript has 2 exons. The record is from RefSeq and is a predicted model, not a curated record. Gene Ontology annotation, molecular function: protein serine/threonine kinase activity; ATP binding. Bases 1 to 1497 code for a protein of 498 amino acids. Gene Ontology annotation, biological process: intracellular signal transduction; intracellular monoatomic cation homeostasis; protein phosphorylation. Gene Ontology annotation, cellular component: cytosol. Lineage: Eukaryota; Fungi; Ascomycota; Sordariomycetes; Sordariales; Lasiosphaeriaceae.
AUGGCGAGCACUCCAGAUCCAAACGCAACGUCGUCGCCAAAAACCUCGCAGCCGUCCUCCAUCAAGUCUAUCGAGAAGCCCUCUUGGUCCCCCAACUUGGCCGCCCAAAAUGGCCAGCCCGCGCCCAAUGCAUCAUAUGAGCAGCUCUCCAACGCCGUCGAAAGGCCGUCGGUAAAGGACCGCCUCACGCGGAUGUUCUCGACCAAGGACUCUGCCCACCGUGCUGCCAUCGCCGACGCUGCAGCUCUGUCGCAACCCUCCCCGCCGCCGCCAAACUCGACGACCAUCAAGCCGCCUACUCCGCUGCGCACCCCGUCCACCAGCGACAAGGCCGCCGAGAAACCCGCGCCAACCUCUGGGAAGCCCAAGUCUGCGAAUGGCAAGGACUGGCAGGGCCUGCGCUUCGUGGUGAAUGCCGAUUUCCAGGGCGGUCAUGAGCACCAUCUCAAGUCGAGCCGUCGCCAGGAGAAGCUCUCUGACAUGAUCAAGAGCCUUCUCGGCAAGAAGACAGAGCAGGUUGCGGACAACGACCUUUCGCUGGUAUCUGGCUGGGUGGACACCCUUAAGCAGGAGAAGGACGGCUUUGCCUCGGACAGGAAGGGCGGCCCAGGCGCCUCAGCAUCGCUCAUAGAAAAGUAUGGCAAGUGCCACGAAGUUGUGGGCAGGGGCGCCUUCGGUAUCGUACGCAUUUCACACAAAAAGAUGGAGAACGGCGUGGGAGAGAAGCUGUUCGCCGUCAAGGAGUUUCGGCGCCGCCCCGAGGAGACGGAAAAGAAGUACAGCAAACGUCUGACGGCCGAGUUCUGCAUCUCCUCCUCCCUGAGACACCCCAACGUUAUCCAUACCCUAGAUCUGCUCAAGGACGCGAAGGGUGACUACUGCGAGGUCAUGGAAUUUUGUGCCGGCGGAGAUCUGUACACGCUGGUACUGUCGGCCGGAAAGCUUGAGGUUCAAGAGGCGGACUGUUUCUUCAAGCAGAUGAUGCGUGGCGUAGAAUAUAUGCACGAGAUGGGCGUCGCACACCGGGACCUGAAGCCCGAAAACCUGCUCCUGACAACAAAUGGCGGCCUCAAAAUCACCGACUUUGGCAAUGGCGAAUGCUUCCGCAUGGCGUGGGAGAACGAUGCACACAUGGUGUCGGGCCUCUGCGGAUCGGCUCCUUAUAUCGCCCCUGAAGAGUACAUCGACAAGGAGUUUGAUGCCCGUGCAGUCGACGUCUGGGCCUGCGGUGUCAUCUACAUGGCCAUGAGAACGGGCCGUCACCUGUGGCAUGUGGCGAGGAAAGACGAGGAUGAGUUCUAUGCACGCUAUCUUGAAGGCCGUCGGGAUGAGGAGGGGUACCAGCCCAUCGAAUCGUUACACCGGGCUCGCUGCAGAAACGUGAUAUACUCAAUCCUGGAUCCGAGCCCCUCGCGACGGAUUACAGCCUCGCAGGUUCUCAAAUCGGAGUGGGGACGUGAGAUAAAACUUUGCAAGGCCGGCGAAGAAGGCCUUUAA